UCAAAAGUGGGCGGGCUUUGUGCGGACCGAGCGCUCUGCUUCCGGGGCGCCAGUGACGCGCCAACCGCGACCUCCUCCUACCGAGCGCCUCGGACGUCGGAGCUCGGAGUGUCUGCGUCUUUCUCUCUUCCGCGGCUUCAUUCCUUCCUAGCCUUGGUCAUCGUCGCCGCCAUGAACAAGAAGAAGAAGCCGUUCCUGGGGAUGCCCGCGCCGCUCGGCUACGUGCCGGGGCUGGGCCGGGGUGCCACCGGCUUCACCACACGGUCAGACAUUGGGCCCGCCCGUGAUGCAAAUGAUCCUGUGGAUGAUCGUCAUGCGCCCCCAGGAAAGAGAACCGUUGGGGACCAGAUGAAGAAAAACCAGGCUGCUGAUGAUGAUGAUGAGGACCUAAAUGACACCAAUUACGACGAGUUUAAUGGCUAUGCCGGGAGCCUCUUCUCAAGUGGGCCCUAUGAAAAAGAUGAUGAGGAAGCAGAUGCUAUCUAUGCAGCCCUGGAUAAAAGGAUGGAUGAAAGAAGAAAAGAAAGAAGGGAGCAAAGAGAGAAAGAAGAAAUAGAGAAGUAUCGUAUGGAACGCCCCAAAAUCCAGCAGCAAUUCUCAGAUCUCAAAAGGAAGUUGGCGGAAGUCACAGAAGAAGAGUGGCUGAGCAUCCCUGAGGUGGGUGAUGCCAGAAACAAACGUCAGCGGAACCCGCGCUACGAGAAGCUGACCCCUGUUCCGGACAGUUUCUUCGCCAAACAUUUACAGACCGGCGAGAACCACACCUCAGUGGACCCCCGACAAACCCAAUUUGGAGGUCUUAACACACCCUAUCCAGGUGGACUAAACACACCAUACCCAGGUGGAAUGACACCAGGAUUGAUGACACCUGGCACAGGUGAGCUGGACAUGAGGAAGAUUGGCCAAGCGAGGAACACUCUGAUGGACAUGAGGCUGAGCCAGGUGUCUGACUCCGUGAGUGGACAGACCGUUGUGGACCCCAAAGGCUACCUGACAGAUUUAAAUUCCAUGAUCCCUACACACGGAGGGGACAUCAAUGAUAUCAAGAAGGCACGACUGCUCCUCAAGUCUGUUCGGGAGACAAACCCUCAUCACCCGCCAGCCUGGAUAGCAUCAGCGCGCCUGGAGGAAGUCACUGGGAAGCUGCAAGUAGCUCGGAACCUUAUAAUGAAGGGGACGGAGAUGUGCCCCAAGAGUGAAGAUGUCUGGUUAGAAGCAGCCAGGUUGCAGCCUGGAGACACAGCCAAGGCCGUGGUGGCCCAGGCUGUCCGUCAUCUCCCACAGUCUGUCAGGAUUUACAUCAGAGCAGCAGAGCUGGAAACAGACAUUCGUGCAAAGAAGCGGGUUCUUCGUAAAGCCCUCGAGCAUGUUCCAAACUCGGUUCGCUUGUGGAAAGCAGCCGUUGAGCUGGAGGAGCCUGAAGAUGCUAGAAUCAUGCUGAGCCGGGCUGUAGAGUGCUGCCCCACCAGUGUGGAGCUCUGGCUUGCUCUGGCAAGACUAGAGACCUAUGAAAAUGCCCGCAAGGUCUUGAACAAAGCGAGGGAGAACAUCCCUACAGACCGACAUAUCUGGAUCACAGCUGCUAAGCUGGAGGAAGCCAAUGGGAACACUCAGAUGGUGGAGAAGAUCGUUGACCGAGCCAUCACCUCGCUGCGGGCCAACGGGGUGGAGAUCAACCGAGAGCAGUGGAUCCAGGAUGCCGAGGAAUGUGACAGGGCUGGGAGUGUGGCCACCUGCCAGGCCGUCAUGCGCGCCGUGAUUGGAAUUGGGAUUGAGGAGGAAGAUCGGAAGCACACCUGGAUGGAGGAUGCUGACAGUUGUGUGGCCCACAAUGCCCUGGAGUGUGCACGUGCCAUAUACGCCUACGCCCUGCAAGUGUUCCCCAGCAAGAAGAGUGUGUGGCUGCGUGCUGCGUACUUCGAGAAGAACCAUGGCACUCGGGAGUCCCUGGAAGCACUUCUGCAGAGGGCUGUGGCCCACUGCCCCAAAGCGGAGGUGCUGUGGCUCAUGGGCGCCAAGUCCAAGUGGCUGGCGGGGGAUGUGCCCGCAGCAAGGAGCAUCCUGGCUCUGGCCUUCCAGGCCAACCCCAACAGCGAGGAGAUCUGGCUGGCGGCUGUGAAGCUGGAGUCUGAGAAUGAUGAGUACGAGCGGGCACGGAGGCUGCUGGCCAAGGCGCGGAGCAGUGCCCCCACUGCCCGGGUGUUCAUGAAGUCUGUGAAGCUGGAGUGGGUGCAGGACAACAUCAAGGCCGCACAGGACCUGUGUGAGGAGGCCCUGAGGCACUACGAGGACUUCCCCAAGCUGUGGAUGAUGAAGGGGCAGAUCGAGGAGCAGAAGGAGCUGAUGGAGAAGGCACGGGAAGCUUACAACCAGGGGUUGAAGAAGUGUCCCCACUCCACAGCCCUGUGGCUGCUCCUCUCUCGGCUGGAGGAGAAGAUUGGGCAGCUUACUCGAGCACGGGCCAUUCUGGAAAAGUCUCGUCUGAAGAACCCAAAGAACCCUGGACUGUGGUUGGAGUCAGUGCGGCUGGAGUACCGUGCGGGGCUGAAGAACAUUGCAAACACGCUCAUGGCCAAGGCGCUGCAGGAGUGCCCUAACUCCGGUAUCCUGUGGUCUGAGGCCAUCUUCCUGGAGGCGAGGCCCCAGAGGAAGACCAAGAGCGUGGAUGCCCUAAAGAAGUGUGAGCAUGACCCUCAUGUGCUCCUGGCUGUGGCCAAGCUGUUUUGGAGUGAGCGGAAGAUCACCAAGGCCAGGGAGUGGUUCCACCGCACUGUGAAGAUCGACUCGGACCUGGGGGACGCCUGGGCCUUCUUCUACAAGUUUGAGCUGCAGCAUGGCACUGAGGAGCAGCAGGAGGAGGUGAGGAAGCGCUGUGAGAGCGCAGAGCCUCGGCAUGGGGAGCUGUGGUGUGCCGUGUCCAAGGACAUCGCCAACUGGCAGAAGAAGAUUGGGGAGGUCCUUAGGCUGGUGGCCGGCCGCAUCAAGAACACCUUCUGAUUGGCCGGUCUCCAUGGACAGGGCUUGGGCUGCACGGGGGAGGGCGUGUGGAGGGCUCUGGGCUGUGUCCUCCUUCAUUAUCAUCCUCCAUUAAAAGUUUUUAUGUCUUGUGUCAGA
Callithrix jacchus (white-tufted-ear marmoset) is the source of this 3114-nucleotide messenger RNA. RefSeq names its product pre-mRNA processing factor 6 (gene PRPF6). Gene Ontology annotation, cellular component: U4/U6 x U5 tri-snRNP complex; catalytic step 2 spliceosome. NCBI's taxonomy places the organism in Eukaryota, Metazoa, Chordata, Mammalia, Primates, Cebidae. Gene Ontology annotation, molecular function: protein binding. The record is from RefSeq and is a predicted model, not a curated record. Gene Ontology annotation, biological process: mRNA splicing, via spliceosome; spliceosomal tri-snRNP complex assembly.